AUGUCACUCAUCCCAUACCACCCCCGCGAAGGGCGGGAAAUUGUCCUCCGCCAUCGCAAUGCCAUUGUCGUCCGCGAUCCCCUCACCCAGCGCCUCGAGAUCCGCGGUCUCCAGCUUCACGAAUGUCCCACUUGUCACCAACCCCUACGAACGUCUUCUCCCGAGAGCCAUGUCGAUGAUGACUCGGACCGUCGCGAAUCCUAUGUCGACCCCGACUACUUUCGCAUGUUGCGCGACGGCCACAAUGGUCAGGGUCCCUCGAACCCACGCCCGCCCUCGAGCCCUAUCCGCCGCUUGGUCCGUCCUGUUCCCGCCAUAGACGAUCGUGGGAACGAAGUUGGUGUACAGAAUGCCGAAUUCGUCAGUAGCGAGCCUGUGCCUCCCGAGACCACUCGCAUUAAGAAAGAGGCGUUUGCCCCAAACUAUUUCGAAACCUUUUUCCACGAGGAGCGUACCCUCGGCCGCGGUGGCAAGGGCGUCGUUAUGCUUGUGCGCCAUGAGAUUGAUGGUUGCAACCUAGGUCACUUUGCUUGCAAGCGUGUGCCCGUUGGCGAUGACCAUGCCUGGCUGGGCAAGGUGCUUGUCGAAGUCGAGUUGCUCGCCAAACUGUCGCAUCCAAACCUGGUCUCGUACCGCUUCUCGUGGGUUGAGGAUGUCAAGAUCAACAAGUUCGGCCCCAAAGUCGCAUGUGCCUUCAUUCUCCAGCAGUACUGUAACGGCGGUGAUCUGCAGAACUAUGUCAUUGGCGACUUGCUCAAGGAGCCAACCAUAGAGGAGAUCAAGGCCCAAAGACGCCGUCGAUCCAAGGGGUUCAUAGAACGACCUAGUUUGUCACAGCGGCAGUUACCCUUCAAGGAGAUCUUCUCGCUGUUCAAGGAUAUCACUUCCGGUCUUGCCUAUCUCCACGCCGCCAACUACAUUCACAGGGAUCUUAAACCCAGCAACUGCCUUCUACAUCGCGAGGGUGGCCGUACCAGCUGCCUCAUCAGUGAUUUCGGAGAGGUCCAACCCGAAAACGCUGUGCGAAUGUCAACCGGGUCGACUGGCACCAUUUCCUAUUGUGCUCCCGAGGUGUUGAUCAAGGAUGCCAGCGGUAAGUAUGGGAACUUUACCACCAAAUCCGAUAUUUUCUCGCUCGGGAUGAUCCUCUACUUCAUGUGUUUCGGGAGGUUGCCAUACGCCAAUGCCAAUUCGCUCCAUGAGGAGCUGGAGGAUAUUGAUCUGCUGCGUACUGAGAUCACGGACUGGAAAGGUUUCGAGGAUGAACGACGCGAGCGCCCUGACCUCCCCGCCAGGCUCUAUCAGCUGCUUAAGCGGCUUCUUGCUAUUAACCCAGCCGAGCGUCCGAGUGCCAAUGAGGUUUUGAGUGUCAUGAAGAAUGAGUCAAGUCUAGACGGGGUGGGAAGUCCAUCUACAGGUUCUAUCCCUUCGAUUGGCCUAGCUGGGCGGAGGAUACAAGACCUAGAUUCCCCCAUGCCUCCCAGCACGCCUGUGCCAGGUCAGUCACCCGUCCCGUCCUCCCCGGAUGCGCCUUCACUGACUACUCCUCCGCCAGCAGACCACAGACAUGCCAAAGUGUCUUCAUCUCCAGACGAGGAUCUUCCUUUGUCAGUCGACGGUUACACGCCAGUAUCUGAUACCCACCAAAAUGGUGCAUCCGAUCAUCGUCCCCACCACACGCGUACGCAGUCCCAAUCGUUGACGCUGUCACGCAGCCGUGACCAUGUACCCUCGUCGCCCGAGCCUCAAAGCCCCAGGUUUGGACUCGGGCCAGUCUCUCGGAACGGCAGCGUCGUCCCUCCGCAGCCUUCUCCGCCAGCCAUUACAACCCCCUUGCUCAUGCCCCCGCCCAGCACCCGGCUUGAGCAGAUGAAGCACCGCGCAGUGCUAACACAAUAUCACGCUGGGAGGUGGCUGGCGGCAAAUGGGCUUUCCUUUGAAGUGCUGCUCAGGCUUGCCUUUUUGGGAAUCAAGAUCUUCUCACUGUCGUGGACCUGUUGGCCAUAUGCUUCCAAUCUUGGUGUUCUGACGUCAGUUUUUGCCCUGGCGAUCCUGGACCUACUGAACCCGGCUGGGAACCCGGAACCAAGAAGAGAGAGCAAUGCCAUGCUUGGGGUCUCUCCCGGGAGUAGGCGAGCAAGCAGCAAUGAGCAAGCAAACGACCAGAGAAACCAGUUGGACGGCCAUGAUGGGCACCUGGUCAGGGUCACUUCUGACAUUGUUCCUGCCUACAACAAUGAGCAGUACUAUUGGGCGGGAACGAUUGUAGGUUGGAAGACAAGCGUUUCCCUGUUGUUAUUGCACUUUGCGGUUCUGUGGGCCACAAAAUACAUGGGCUUGCUCUGUGCCGUACAGGCCGGGCAUGGUAGAUGGUCCCACUGGCCGCCUCCUGAUAUGUCACACGAUGAGAUUGUUUGA
This is a messenger RNA of Sordaria macrospora k-hell, 2418 nucleotides long. RefSeq lists its product as uncharacterized. Gene Ontology annotation, molecular function: eukaryotic translation initiation factor 2alpha kinase activity; ATP binding. The record is from RefSeq and is a predicted model, not a curated record. NCBI's taxonomy places the organism in Eukaryota, Fungi, Ascomycota, Sordariomycetes, Sordariales, Sordariaceae. Gene Ontology annotation, cellular component: cytoplasm; cytosol; nucleus. Gene Ontology annotation, biological process: protein phosphorylation.